UGCUUCCUUCCAAUCAACUGGUAGCUUGCCCAAGUCCAAGGUUUUCUGAAAGAGGCAUUUCAGUGGUCCAGCCAUUUGAUCUGCACACAUUUUCAUUACACUGUUGGGUAUGCCAUCUGGUCCUGCCGACUUGUUGAUAUCUAGGGCUUCUAAUUCCCUGUGCACUUCUUGUAGUGUUAGUUCGAUAUGCUCCAGGAUAUUUUCGUCCUGUACACGAGCUGGGAAUUCUGGAACUUCAGAAUCGUCUUCUUCAACAAAUACACUUUGGAAGAACUUGUUUAACACUUCGGCUGCUUCCAUGUCACUCUGUGUCAAUGUACCGUUUUCAGUUACAGCUGCACAAUGGACAUCGAGUCUGUGUACUCUGCAGAGUCAGUCUACUCGUCGGAGGCCUCCGAUAGCGAGCUCCUCAGUAUGCUGACCAGCGUCACCCUCAAUGGAAUGGACCUGGAUGGACAUGAGCUGCACCAACGUCUUGCCGAGCAGCCACCAUCGCAGAGGGCUGAGUUGGAGGCAGUGCACGCAGCAAACAACAGACUGACCCGGCUUCCCACCCUGCUGCCCGCCUUCCCCGCACUACGGAUGCUCAACCUCAGCCACAAUCAGCUCACUGAGGUGUCUGAUGCCAUCCUGGCCCUGCCAGCACUCACAAACCUGGUUCUCAAGCACAAUGAUCUGGGUAAUGCCUCCCUGCCAAAGGACUUUGGCCUGCUGCGGCACUUACGAGAGCUGAACAUCAGUGGAAACAAUUUCACUCAGGUUCCGCCGCAGGUGUUGGAGCUGGCCAACCUGUCCGACCUGUACAUGGCCUCUAACCAGCUCGAGUGUGUCCCUGAGAACAUCCAUCGACUGCAGAGGUUACGCGUUCUUCAGCUUGGUGGCAACAACCUCACCUCAGUUCCUGCAACAUUGGGAAACCUCACCAUACUACAGGUGCUGGUGCUAUGCGACAACCGUCUGACUGAGCUGCCCGAGUCCAUCUGCAGCCUGCCGCGGCUGCGCACCCUGCUGCUGCACGCUAACCAGCUGUCCACCCUGCCCGGCUCCAUCGUCCGGCUGCGCGCCCUCAAACAGCUGAGCCUGCGAGACAACCCGCUGGUGCGCGACUUUGUGGGCACCAUCGAGUACGAGCCGUCGUCUCUGUUGGAGCUGGCGGCGCGCUGUGUCAAGCUGCACAACAUCCCGUACGGACCGGGCGACCUGCCCGCGGCGCUCAUAGAACACCUGGCCUCGGCCAAACACUGCGUCAACAAACGCUGCAAGGGCGUGUUCUUCGACACUCGCGUGGAGGACGUACAGUUUGUGGAUUUCUGCGGUAUGUACCACAUCCCGCUGAUGCGCUACCUGUGCUCGUCCAACUGCGAGCGGCUUCAGGUGACCGAGCGGGGGCAGCGCUCGGACGAGUCCGACUCCGAUGACGAGGUCGGCGGCUGGCGGCAGCGCCGGCUCCGACGCGUCCUGCUCGGCUAGCUGCCGGAGCCCGGGUCGGCUAGCUGCUCCUGCUCGGGUUGGCUACCUGCUCCUGCUCGGGUUGGAUAGCUGCUCCUGCUCGGGUUGGAUAGCUGCUCCUGCUCGGGUUGGAUAGCUGCUCCUGCUCGGGUUGGCUACCUGCUCCUGCUCGGGUUGGAUAGCUGCUCCUGCUCGGGUUGGAUAGCUGCUCCAGCUCUGCUAGGAUCGGUCAGUUGCCCCGGUUUGAGUCGGUUAGCCGCUCCGGCUCUGUUCGGCUAGGAUCGGUGUGUGACCUACAUGCCCCUCCCCUCCGGUCAGCGGAAAAGCCUGAGGAGCUGAUACGCGCCAGACGCUACAAGUUACGGACCGAUCACUGCUCUAAUAUGGGAGGUGUGUGGAGUGUUACCAGAUAACCCUUGUGACCGCCGGGCGCGGGCGCGUUGGUGUGUGCCGUGGUGUUACUGAAGUUCGGCGGUGAAGGUGGUAGUGGCUGCGGCCCGGGUCGGGCUCCUGCUGGCUGUUUGGUGCUGUUUUGGGCCGGUGGCAGUCGGGAAGUGUGUGGUGUUCUGUGCUGUGUUGUAAGACCAUGUUAUCCGGUGGUUUUGGCUACUCUUGAGCUGCGCGUGACAUAGUAGUGGGCUUCACACGAGGGUUCACACAGAGGGCUUCCUGCUCGAUACAAUCACACGCCCAAUCGCUAGUCAUUGUCCGCUGCAGAAUUUUAUCAGACCAUGACAAUUUUCUUUGUCGUGGUUAGUAAAAAUGGCAGUUACCAUUGUCAAAACAAGUUAACAUUUCGGUGCUAAUUUCCGGUAUGUCUGGUGAUAUUCCAUGUUCAGAUCUAGCCGUCGUUCAACCCGUAUUGUGGAUUACCGAAUCUCGGCACGUGGAUAACCUCGGCCGGGUGAAUAUUACGCGUUUUUUUUUCGCGAAUGGCUGUUAUCCAAGAUCUGUAAGCAUACCUAAAGGAGUGUCGAUGGAACUUGCAUUAGUGCCUUGCGCGGUUAUAGGAAGCAAACGUAGCCCGUAGGAUACGUUUUUUAUUGUCGACACAGAGGAUUUGGUGCUCGUCUAGUCUUCCAUAGUGCAGGUCCUUCCUGCAGAGAGAUAUGUUGUUACUAGCGUUGUUAGGUGAAAUGGUAGGGCAUCAGGUAUGCUCCUCUCCCCACGGUCAGGUGUGGAUGGUGUGGUACCGUCGCGUAGUGGUUGAUGGCAAUGUGGAGGAUUGAAAUCCCGUAGGUACUCGUCGUGUGGUGUGGAUGAUCAUGUACCGUUGUUGGGUUGAGGCUAAGGUCAUUUGAAGUUUAGGAUGCAACUUCGGUGUUUAAAGCUGAAAUUGUAUUAGGUAGUGAAAAACUUUGCCCCCGGCGUUAAUUUAGACACGGUCGCACGCAUCCCGCAAAAUAUCCGGCUGGGAGCGUUGUGCUGUUAGUUUAUUGCGGGGUUUGACGCUGUUUAACUCUUUGUGCGUCGUCGGACUCCACUGACGCCCACGGCUCUGCCGCGGCGUGUUCUGUGGCGGGAGCUCCGUCUGUCGGGGACGCCUGCCUCACCCGGUAUACACCAGCAGUGAAACAUUGCGGGCGCCGGGCAGUGUACCGCGAUCGGCGGACUGUGGUAACCCAUUGGUGGAAUGAGACAAAAUACAUGGUCUCUUGAGGUUG
Amphibalanus amphitrite is the source of this 3113-nucleotide messenger RNA. RefSeq names its product leucine-rich repeat-containing protein 58-like. Lineage: Eukaryota; Metazoa; Arthropoda; Thecostraca; Balanomorpha; Balanidae. The transcript is spliced from 7 exons. Gene Ontology annotation, molecular function: protein binding. The record is from RefSeq and is a predicted model, not a curated record. The coding region runs from base 343 to 1470 and encodes 375 amino acids.